Cordyceps fumosorosea ARSEF 2679 is the source of this 1788-nucleotide messenger RNA. RefSeq lists its product as hypothetical. The record is from RefSeq and is a predicted model, not a curated record. Bases 1 to 1788 code for a protein of 595 amino acids. NCBI's taxonomy places the organism in Eukaryota, Fungi, Ascomycota, Sordariomycetes, Hypocreales, Cordycipitaceae. The transcript has a single exon.
AUGGCUCCAGCUGAGCGCACCGGCUACGCGGCAUACGUCGACGAUGCCAACGAGGACACUGGCAGCUCCGUCGAGGGCACCAGGAAGUAUGCCAUCUACGACGACGAACUGCCCGCGGCCAAGAACCGACCCAAUGUUGGCACUAGGAUGGCUGGCUCUUCCAAACGUACCAGCCUGAACGAGUCCGACUCAGCCCCUUCCCACAGAGACCCAGAUGCUCGCCGCGAGAGGACUCGUCCUGUUGACUCUCGCCGCGCCUCCCAGCAGUACGACAGUGAUCGUGAGCGCGAGCACCAGCGCCUUCGCCAAGAGAGAAAGAUUCGCGAGUCCGAGGCUCGUCGCUCUCACGGCCACUCACCCAAGGAAUCCUCGAGGAAACCGAGGCCGACCGUCCAGCAUGGUCCUCCCCUCUCUAUGUCCCGAGGCGUCUCCGAUGAGUACCCGCGCUACGGCUAUCAGCAGCCCGCUACACCUGCUUCCCGCCCCCGCCCAGGUUCGAGGUCGGCCACCUACUAUGACGGACAGCCAUACCCGCCUCCACCACCUGGCGUGGGUUGGAAUACUCCUCAUUUCCCUCCCGGCUACUUCCCUCCCGGUCCUCCCGGCCCUCCUGGCCCAAUGCUCGGUCGUCCCGGCCCUCAUGGCCCUCUCAUGCAUUAUCCUCAUCCCAUUCACGAAAUGUCUCCUCGUGGUAUGCCUCCGCCCUCACCUAUGGGCAUGGCUCCCCCUGGCUACUUUGCCGGUCCUCCACACCCCGGCUAUAGCGACCAUCUCAAAGCCAGGUUCGAAGCGAGACCUCCCUCUGCCAUGGGCGCUUUGGGCGGCCCCGAGCGUAUUCCUCCAGGUUACAGCCCGGAUGAGUUCGGGGAUGAGACUGCACCCAACGUCAUGCGCCGGACCUCACGCCCGUCCAGGGGCGAAGGUGAUCGUCGCGCGAUGCCACCUCCAGAACGCAUGCCCCAGCGCACCAUGUCCGCUGCUCCUCAGCCCAGCGGUCCUUACCGUCCACCUCCUGUCCGCCCCAAGGUAAACCAGCAUCCGCGGAGACCCUCCGUCAACAGGCAUUCGGUCAACUUUGGCGAUGACUACGACUACGAUGAGUAUGAGCCCGAUAGUGAACUAUUUCAAGACGUGUCUCCAGAGCCAUCUUAUCCCCAGAGGCGCUACGUGGAACCAGCGCGACCCAGGCGUGGCUCGCACAUCUACGAAAAUGUCGACAUCAUCCCAGCUGGCCGGCGUAAUCGCAGGGCCUCCACCUAUGGAGGGCCCCCACGCUCCGCCGCCCAGUAUGCCGAUUCCAAGAUCCGAGAUGCUCAAGAUUAUCAGGAUGCUAUCACUGGCGGGCCUAAGAUGCCGCUCACCGCCGAGAUGCUACAAAAGGCAACUCGGGGUAAUACCGGCAGUCAAUCCACGCGCAGUAGCGGCAGCCGUGAUGAUAGUGAGUAUCGUCGCAGCUAUACCACGGGCAUCACACGCUCAUCAUCCGGUAACGGUCCAGAAGAUGUCACCAUUAAAUUUGGCGAAGCCGAGUUCAAGGUGCGCGGUGCGGCAGAUUUCACGUUCAGCUCUCGCGCUCAGUCGCAGCAGAUUCGAUCUGGUAGUGACAAGUCCAGCACUGUCUUCCAGCUUGAGGACACUCGCGACCAAGAUCGAGAGCCACCGCGUAUGACUCUCCCCCAUCGAACCCGCGCACCAAGCCACUCGGAACAUCGACCCCGUGGAUACACGUCUGGAGCCUACUCGCCCUAUGAGCACAUGUACCCCGAAGGCAACGGCUACAGGAUCUAA